UUCACCCUCAUAUACUACAGCACAAGAGGAGAGGGACACAAAGUUGAUCAAGCUUUUCCGGUUGGCUAGCCCUAAUUUCCUCUCGAGACUUCUGGCGUUGGAGCUGAGCGGACGCGCAGACCGAGAGAGAGAGAGAGAGAGAGAGGGAGAGAGCUCCUGGUCGAGGAGCAGCAAGGAGGAAACCCGGGGGGUAAUUAACUCCCAGUCCGCUUCCUACCACCACAACCCCACACACUGUAUGGUUACUCCCGCGUAGGCUCAUGCACCCCACCGGCAGCUUAACGUGCCCAAGGAGGGGUGUGUGAGGGAGCGCACAAUGGUUCGGCGGAUGGGAGCGCGGCCGCUCCGAGGUCUCCCAUCCGCGCGCCUCUCUGUCUCCGUGAAGCCGCCGCAGAGCGCCCCGCCGUUACCCGUCCGGGGAGUUAGUCCGACUCGUCUUUGCGCAACUCUGCGUCUUUGUCGCUCGCGUUGACUUCACUCUCCGAGCGUCCAGGAGCGGGAGAGACGCUUCUCGCGUGCCGCAGCAAAAGUUGCGAAGCGGCAGAAAAGUGGGGGGAGGCGGCGACGCGGCGUGGAUUCGCAGCCGAAGCCGACUCUGUGCUCUUUUUUCUUCUUCUUCUUUCUUUUUUUUUGCGGUCGCGAAUCGUCGGAGCAGCAGCAGGAGGACGCGCAGGAGUGUGGAAACCCGAGUCCAGCGGUGAUGAGCUCUGACUCCGAGAGGAUUUCACUGGAGUGCUGCCAGAAACAUCUGGAAAGGAUAACACCGGGACCCACACUCUCCCCCUCCCAGAGAACCAGAGGAGAAUUCACAUCUCAGACAUUUCAGUGUUUCAGCUCUCGAGUCAUAUCUGUUGGCUUUUGUUUCAAUGAUGGAUUGAUUUAAUUUCACACAUAUUCAUAUCUUGUGCCAGCUGUGAUUUGGAUACCAAUAUUUCCCUCCUGGCAUCAGUGGUUUGGAUGUGUUGGCCAACUGGUGCAUUCAGUGUUUUUUUUUUUUUUAAAGGACAAGCGUUCUCACCCGUAAACCGCCACAUAUUGUUAAUCCUGCGAGUUGUGCGUGCAGCUAUGCACUGAAGAUGUGUGCGGCCAGGUUCAGCGGCUGCCACAAUGGCUGUGGCGAGGAAGCCGCCACGGGGCCUGCUGGUCCGGUCCCGGCCUCCAGGAUACUGGACUGGACGGAGGCCGGUCCCCGCAUCCUCCACAGCCUCGAGAUGGGGACGGUGAUGACCGUCUUCUACCAGAAGAAGUCCCAAAGGCCCGAGAGGAGAACCUUCCAGAUAAAGCAAGACAUGCGGCAGAUAGUUUGGACACGAAACCCGGACAAAGUCGAAGGAGAGGUUGACAUACGAGAGAUCCGGGAGCUGCGGUUGGGGAAGGGCUCCCGGGAUUUUGAGCGCUACCCGGAGGAUGCCCGUAAACAUGACCCCGCCCACUGCUUCAUCGUGCUCUACGGCCUGGAGUUUCGCCUCAGGACGCUCAGCGUGGCUGCCUUCAGCGAAGAGGAGGUCAACAUGUGGAUGACUGGUCUCAACUGGCUGAUGACGGACACUCAGAGAGCUCCCGCCCCACAGCAGAUAGACAGGUGGCUGAGGAAACAGUUUGAAGUCAUGGACAGGAGCCACGAGGGCAGCAUCACAGUGAAGGAUGUGAAAGCUCUGCUGCCUCAGGUCAACUACAGAGUGCCGAGCAUGCGCUUCCUGAAAGACAAGCUGCAGGAGGUGGAGGACAGGAGUGACUUGUCGUACCCCAACUUCUCACAGCUCUACAGAACGCUGAUGUUUGACGCUCAGAAGACGAUCAUUGAGCAGCUGGAGCUCUCCUUCCCACUCCGGAAUGUUGAUAGACCGGAGCUUUGUCAGAUCUCCCUCUACGACUUCCAGAAGUUUUUACAGAUGGACCAAAAGGAGUCCUGGGCGUCGGAUCUGAGUCGCGUCAGAGAGUUCCUCACGGGGUACCUGAGGGGUGGACCGCAGCCUGAGCCCAUGCUGCAGCUCGAUGAGUUUCUGACGUUCCUGUUCUCCAAAGAGAAUUCUGUGUGUGACCCUCGACUUUCCCCCGUUGUUGCUGAUGACAUGAAAAGGCCGCUGUCUCAGUACUGGAUCUCCUCUUCACACAACACCUACCUGACAGGUGACCAGUUCUCCAGUGAAUCCUCUCUGGAAGCCUACGCCCGCUGCCUCAGGAUGGGCUGCCGCUGCAUUGAGCUGGACUGCUGGGACGGACCCGACGACCUCCCAAUCAUCUACCACGGCCACACGUUGACCUCCAAGAUCAAAUUCCUGGAUGUGCUGCACACCAUCAAAGAACAAGCCUUCGUCACAUCCGAGUACCCUGUGAUCCUGUCCAUCGAGGACCACUGCAGCGUGGUCCAGCAGAGGAACAUGGCCACGCACUUUAAGAAGGUGUUCGGGGAUCUGCUGCUCACCAAGCCCGUCGAUUCCAACGCGGAGGAGCUUCCCUCGCCGUACCAGCUCCGCCGGAAGAUCCUCAUCAAGCACAAGAAACUGGUCGAGGGCACGCUGUAUGAAGAGGUGACUUCAGCCAGCUUCUCCGAAAACGACAUCAGCAACUCGCUGAGGAACGGCAUCCUCUACCUGGAAGACCCCAUCGACCACACGUGGACUCCACACUAUUUCGUCCUGACCAGUCAUAAGAUUUACUACUCGGAGGAGACGUCCCACUACCAGACGGCGGAUGAGGAGGAGGACGACGAAGGAAAAGUGGAGUGCAACAACAACAACAACGAGCAGCACUGCGCAGAGCGCUGGUUCCACGGGAAGCUGGGCGGAGGUCGCGAUGGUCGACAGGUGGCGGAGAAGCUCCUACAGGAAUACUGCGAGGGCGGGGCCAAAGACGGCACCUUCCUGGUUCGGGAGAGCGAGACGUUUGUCGGGGACUACACCCUCUCGUUCUGGCGCUCCGGUCGUGUCCAGCACUGCAGGAUCCAUUCGCGCCAGGAGUCCGGCGCCACCCGCUUCUACCUCACCGACAACCUGGUGUUUGACAGCCUCUACCGCCUCAUCUGCCACUACAGAGACACGCCUCUGCGCUGCAACGAGUUUGAGAUGAGGCUGGGCGGCCCCGUGCCUCAGCCCAACGCACACGAGAGCAGAGAUUGUGUGUUCUCCAGGUGGUACCACUCCAGUCUGUCCCGCGUUCAGGCUGAACACAUGCUGAUGCGCGUCCCCAGAGACGGAGCGUUCCUGGUGCGGAAACGCAGCGAAAACAACUCCUACGCCAUCUCCUUCAGGGCGGAGGGGAAGAUCAAACACUGUCGCAUUCAGCAGGAGGGCCGUCUCUUCAUGCUGGGCAGCUCGGCAGAGUUCGAGAGUCUCGUGGACCUUGUGAGUUACUACGAGAAGCAUCCUCUGUACCGCAAGAUGAGGCUGCGGUACCCCAUCAACGAGGACACGCUGGACCGCAUGGGCACCACGGAGCUUGACUACGGGGCUCUCUAUGAGAUCCGCAGCCCUCAUUUCUAUGUGGAAGCCAAUAAGAUGCCCACAGCACGGUGUACGGUCAAAGCUCUGUACGACUAUCGAGCUCAGAGGGAAGACGAGCUCUGUUUCCCCAAACAGGCCCUCGUCCUCAAUGUGGAUAAGCAGGAGGGCAGCUGGUGGCGUGGUGACUACGGAGGAAAGAAACAGCUGUGGUUUCCUGCAAACUACGUGGAGGAGAUUCCCAGUUCUCCCACUAGAGAGCUGGAUGAAGUACCAACAGAGAAUAGUCCUCUCGGAACAUUCCUGAAGGGCUUCAUUGAUGUACCCACCUGCCAUGUCGUGGUGCAUAAGGACGGGAAGAAUUCGCGUCCCUACGUGUUCACGAUCCACUCCCAGCAGCCGUCGUCUCACCCGGUUCAGACGCUGGACGUGGCAGCCGACAGUCUGGAGGACGUGACCAGCUGGGUGGCCAAGAUCCGAGAGGCCACACAGAACGCUGACGCUCGGAUGCAGGAGGAGAAGCAAAUGGAGAGGAGGAAGAAGAUAGCGGUGGAGCUGUCUGAGCUGGUGGUCUACUGCAGACCGGUCCCCUUCAACGAGGACAAGAUCGGGACCGAUAGGGCGUGUUACCGGGACAUGUCCUCGUUCCCAGAGACGAAGGCAGAGAAGUUUGCGGCGCGCAGUCGGGGGAAACGCUUCCUGCAGUACAAUCGCCGCCAGCUUUCCAGGGUUUACCCCAGAGGACAGAGGCUGGACUCGUCCAACUACGACCCGCUGCCCGUGUGGCUCUGUGGCUCCCAGCUGGUCGCACUCAAUUUCCAGACCCCAGAUAAACCCAUGCAGCUGAACCAGGCCUUGUUCAUGCUGGGAGGGGCCAGUGGCUUCGUUCCACAGCCUGAUGCCAUGAGGGACGACGCGUAUGACCCUUUCGACAAGGACACCUUACACGUGGAGCCAAUCACCAUCCAGUUACAGCUGCUGGGAGCCCGUCAUCUCCCUAAAACUGGCCGCAGCAUCGUCUGUCCCUUCGUGGAGGUGGAGAUCUGUGGAACCGAGUACGACAGCUGCAAAUGCAAGACGGACGUCGUCGCUGACAACGGGCUGAAUCCUGUGUGGGUGCAGAAGCAGUUUGUGUUUGACAUCCACAACCCCACCUUCUCCUUCCUGCGCUUCACGGUCUACGAGGAGGACAUGUUCAGUGAUCCCAACUUCCUGGCACAGGCGACCUACCCCGUCCGUCUGCUGCGAACAGGCUACAGGAGCAUCCCUCUUAAGAACAGCUACAACGAAGAGCUGGAGUUGGCGUCACUUCUGAUCCAUAUAGAGAUCGUCAAUGCAAAGGAGGAAGACGAUGAGAACAUCUACAUGACCAUCCAGCGUCUGCGGGAUCGAACCAGCGAGCUGUCCACCCAGGUUUCCCUCCUGGAGAGGUCGGGCUCGGGGGAUCUGGGAUACCAGCAGAUGCUGGAGGAGCUCAGAUCAGCUCAGGACCAACUGAGUGAGCUGGUGGAGGCUCGAAACCACAGGCUGAUGGAGAAGAAGAGACGGGAGAAACUGAGGCAGCAGGUGGCAGCAAAGCGCAGCUAACUCUCCGAUCCACCAGAGGGCGCUACACUGCAACGCAAACGCUGCCACGAGAGCUCGACAGCCAAAGAUGAUAACAUUCAUAACUGGAAUGUAAACAAUACAUUGUAAAACGUGAUGGCACCAGAGCAAAAAGUGACAAAUAGAAGCAGCUCAUGGACAAAAAAAACCCUCACAAAACUAAGCUAUAAAACCAUCAUGGACGUAAUGCUGAAACACAACGCUUAAGGAAAUACUUUUUUAUGAACCAAAUAAUUGUUGACUAAUGGAAAUAAUAAAGAGGACAUUGCUCGUUAGUUGGAAGUAUUGUAGAGUUUAAGACACUGAAUGUCUGCUAAUUAUAAAAUGUGCAGCUGGAAAACUGCCACAACAAGAAAAAGUCAAUGUCAGCACUUUUUCAAUUAUUACAACAACAGAUUAAUGCUGUCCAACAGGAGACCAGAACAAAAGGAAUAUUGAUGACUUGGCUACUACUUGACACUUUUAGAAACUGGAACAUUUGAGUGUAUAUGUUGGGAUAACAGCACAUUCCUGGGGAAGUCCUACAGCGAUACAGAGCACCACAGAUACCAGUCUCGUCUCCCGGCUUUCUUUACUUGUUAAAACAAAAUAUAACUACGGGGAUAUAAAUGUACUGAAUUGUUAGUUAUUAAAAUAAUAUCAGAUCAAGGCAUUUUUAAAUCGGUCUCACUACUCAAAGCUGAAGUUUAAAGAUCACCUUUACCGUAUUUUGAUCUUGAGGUAAUUGGAAUAUAAAGGGAGGAGAAAACUCAGGUAACACAAGCGGAUGAACUUAAAGUGAGCAGUGCAAAAAGAAAAGUUAAUAUCAUGUAUGUGCCUUUUGAUAUUGUAAAAAAAGAAAGGAAGAAAAAACUUUACCUACAACUGGAAUAGUGACCCUUAAUGGGAAAAUACAAACAUACUGGUGGACAAAUCCACUCGUUUGACUUCACGACUUUCACUACUCGUGAAAUGGAUUUUAAAAGAGAUUUGGUUGUGAUGAGUGUCAGGACAGGAGCCCCUCUCCCCCUGCGGUCAGACAUUGCUGUUCUACCUGGGAGAGCCCAAACUGGAUGACCUGAACAAAAUCCUCACCAAACAACACCAAGAAGAUAUUUUGAAUACCUCAAAAGGCUCUAAAUAAACUACCUAAAACUAAAGAGACACACAAACAGCGAGCAGGGAGAGGGGGAGACCCUUUACAUCACAUGCACAGGGGUUCAGAUGUGUUGUCACAGUCAGACACACACACACGACAAACAAGGCUAUCUAUCAGUUCCCAUCAUCUCUCUUAUCUACACAUGUGACUCAACUGGUCCUUGAUUGGCAAAAAAAGGCUUCAAAUCUACCCGCAGCAUGGCUUCAUAUCUAUUCAGGCCCCUCUCGUCGUUCUCCAUGUAUAUAACUUUUUUAUUUAUAAAACCAGAGGAGGUCUUGUUAUACUAGUUGAAAGAACGUACUCUGAGAAUGAUUAUUGAUUUCAGAUUGAUACUGUAACUUUAUGUAGACAUGGAUGUGUGCCUCUAAAGCUCACCAAAGACACACACCCAUGUCCCCCAAUGAGUGGGGGCUUCUAUGCAAAAGUUGUCUUCGUGGCCUAUAGCCAUGUUUAUUAGGCUCACUCCAAUUCAAAUCUCUUCGUACUUACGCUAACUGUCUCGUAUAAUGACCGUGUAUUAAAAUGCUGUGCAAGUUUCCAUUUAUUAAAGCUUUUUCAUGUA
Pseudoliparis swirei is the source of this 6745-nucleotide messenger RNA. Its product is annotated as 1-phosphatidylinositol 4,5-bisphosphate phosphodiesterase gamma-1-like. NCBI's taxonomy places the organism in Eukaryota, Metazoa, Chordata, Actinopteri, Perciformes, Liparidae. The record is from RefSeq and is a predicted model, not a curated record. Gene Ontology annotation, molecular function: protein binding; phosphatidylinositol-4,5-bisphosphate phospholipase C activity. Bases 1077 to 5027 code for a protein of 1316 amino acids. The transcript is spliced from 32 exons. Gene Ontology annotation, biological process: phosphatidylinositol-mediated signaling; positive regulation of epithelial cell migration; phospholipid catabolic process.